Kuraishia capsulata CBS 1993 is the source of this 924-nucleotide messenger RNA. RefSeq lists its product as uncharacterized. The transcript has a single exon. Gene Ontology annotation, biological process: mitochondrial phosphate ion transmembrane transport. The record is from RefSeq and is a predicted model, not a curated record. Gene Ontology annotation, cellular component: mitochondrial inner membrane. NCBI's taxonomy places the organism in Eukaryota, Fungi, Ascomycota, Pichiomycetes, Pichiales, Pichiaceae. Gene Ontology annotation, molecular function: phosphate transmembrane transporter activity. The coding region runs from base 1 to 924 and encodes 307 amino acids.
AUGGCCACUCUUCCCAACUUUACUGUUAAGGACUACGCCUCCUUUGCCCUGGCUGGUGCCAUCGGCUGUGGUGUCACCCACGGUUCCAUGACCCCUAUCGACGUGGUCAAGACAAGAAUCCAAUUGGAGCCAACCGUCUACAACACUGGUAUGAUCGGUUCCUUCAAGAAGGUUGUGUCUGCUGAGGGUGCUGGUGCUUUGUUGACCGGUCUUGGCCCAACUGUUUUGGGUUACUCCAUGCAAGGUGCUUUCAAGUUCGGUGGAUACGAGCUUUUCAAGAAGACCUUCAUUGAUUACCUCGGCUUCGACACUGCCGUCAAGUACAAGACCGGUGUCUACAUUGCUUCUGCUGCUAUUGCCGAGUUUUUCGCUGAUAUUGCACUUUGUCCAUUGGAGGCCACCAGAAUCAGAUUGGUGUCGCAGCCAUCUUUCGCCAACGGUUUGGUUGGCGGUUUCUCCAGAAUUGCCAAGGAGGAAGGUGUUGGUUCGUUCUACAACGGUUUCACCCCAAUCUUGUUCAAGCAGAUCCCAUACAACAUUGCCAAGUUCUUGACCUACGAAGUUGCUGCCGAGGCCAUCUACGGAGCCAUCCCAACUCCAAAGGAGAAGCUCAGUGACGGUGCCGUCACUGCCGUUAACCUCGGUGCCGGUGUUAUCGCCGGUUGUGCUGCUGCCUUUGUCUCUCAACCAGCCGACACUUUGCUGUCCAAGGUCAACAAGACCAAGAAGGCUCCAGGUCAGUCCACCAUUGGUCUUUUGGGCCAAUUGGCCAAGGAACUUGGUGUCAGAGGUUCUUUUGCCGGUUUGCCAACCCGUUUGAUCAUGGUUGGUACCUUGACUUCGUUGCAAUUCACCAUCUACGGUUCUUUGAAGAAGACCCUUGGAUGCCCACCAGCCAUUGAGUUGGGUGCCGGUGGUCACUAA